Lytechinus pictus (painted urchin) is the source of this 4555-nucleotide messenger RNA. Its product is annotated as cytochrome P450 4V2-like. Gene Ontology annotation, molecular function: iron ion binding; oxidoreductase activity, acting on paired donors, with incorporation or reduction of molecular oxygen; monooxygenase activity. Lineage: Eukaryota; Metazoa; Echinodermata; Echinoidea; Temnopleuroida; Toxopneustidae. The coding region runs from base 749 to 2284 and encodes 511 amino acids. The record is from RefSeq and is a predicted model, not a curated record. The transcript is spliced from 12 exons.
GACUGAAAGGUUUUGAGCCUAACAUAUAGAAAGGAUUGAGCCAUCAGGACCAAAUUUACUCCAUAAAAUCUUUUUGUUCUCAGUCCUACUCACCAAAUUUCUUGGUCAUAGUAAUUUCUAAUCUGAUUUUACAGGUUCCUGUAUCAUAUAGUGUCUGAUGAAAAAUUGACAAACUUGAGUUGGCCUUCUUUGGAGUUGAUGACAUGAGAUGCUUCCAUUAUUAUCAGACUACUACUUGAUCUCAGGCUGAUAGUGAAGAACCCAAGUGUCAUCAAUAGUUACGAAUCGUUCCAAGAAAUGGAUGGGUUAAAGGCCAAGUCUCUGCUGGUUCCACGCCUUUCUCAUGCAACGAUACUUAGGUUUGUCCAUUCUUCAUGAGACAUCUCAUCGAUACAGAGAUUUGGGGAACCUGUAAAAUGACAGUAGAUACUGCUGUGAUCAAGAAAUUUGGUGAAUAGGAUUGAGGAAUGUGAAAGAUUUUAUUUUCCAAAUGUGGUUUUCACAUCCGCGUAUACAGGAAGGAGGAAAUAAAAAUUAGCUUGAUGAAGAAUUAACUUGCGUAUGGUUGAACUUGAAUGUUGGCCAUUCUUCUGCAUUGCAGUCCUUUGAACCAGUGAAUUUUGAUCUGCGCUGUGCAUUCCCUGGAUGUGCAUGCUUGCUAUUGCCUCAUACUUAGCUGAAAUAUUUUCAUCUUUGCCAUCAUGGGGGAACAUCUCUCUAUCUACUAAACUAAAAACUUAUUUUCAAGAUGGCGGCUGAGCUACCCGCUGGAAUUGGUGUUACUGUGUGCCUUGUAGCCCUCUCUGUAUUCUUGGCUUACUACAUCGCAAAGUUCUUUCGUAUUUACUUCCUCAUCUCCAAAUUUGAGGGCCCUCCCGCAGUGCCAAUCUUCGGCAAUUUACUAUUAUUUAAGAGUGAUGCUAGAGAAAAUUACUUGCUCGGGAGGAAAAUACAAGAGCAAUAUCGCCAAAAAUCUGGAGGCUUAAUAAGGGUAUGGUAUGGACCAUCACCUGCUGUUUUGAUCAUCAGUAGCAAGCACAGCGAGUUGUUAAUGAAUAGCAGCCACCACAUUGGUAAAGGAGUCCAGUACAAAUGCUUGGAACCAUGGCUAGGACAGGGUCUUCUUACCAGCUCAGGGAAGAAGUGGGCAUAUCGACGAAAGUUACUCACUCCAACCUUUCAUUUCUCCAUCCUACAAUCUUUCGUGGAGGUAUUUAAUGAGCAGAGCUUCAUAUUGGUCAAGAAACUCGAAAAAUUAGCAACGGAUUCCGAGACAAUCAACAUCUUUCCUCUGGUCACGAAUUGCGUGUUGGAUAUCAUAUGUGAUACAGCCAUGGGGAAGCGGACCAAUGCACAAGAAAACAGUGAGAAUGAAUACGUUCGAGCCGUUGAUAAUAUGAGUCGUCUUGUUGUUCGUCGAAUGAGGAAUCCAUUGUGGUGGUCAGACUGGCUUUAUAACAAACUAGGAGUAGGGAAGGAGCAUGAUAAAUCAUUAAAAGUCCUUCAUAAAGUAACCAAAGAGAUGAUUCAGGAGAGACUCCAUCAAAUCCCUUCAAAUAUAAGUGAAACGGACCAAAGCGAGUCAAUCACUGGAAAACGCAGAAGAAUCGCAUUCCUAGAUCUUCUUCUUCAGAUGCACCGUGAAGAUCCCAGCUUUACUCUUGAUGACAUCAGAGAGGAAGUAGACACAUUCAUGUUUGAGGGUCAUGACACAACAUCUGCAGCAGUUAGUUGGUCUAUCUUGCAUAUUGGACAGCAUCCAGAGAUUCAAGCUCGUCUGUAUGACGAAAUAGAUGAAGUCUUUGGUAAAUCUGAUCGACCAGUGACUUCAGAUGACCUCUCUAAACUACCAUACUUAAGUCGUGUUGUUAAGGAGACACUCCGUAUCACCCCACCUGUGCCUGGAAUUGCAAGGGAACUUGACGAUGACAUAGUCAUAGAUGGUAAAGUAAUACCCAAAGAAGCGGCAAUCUUUCUCAUUAUCAAUGCCCUCCAUCGUGACCCGGAACAGUUUCCUGAUCCAGCUCGGUUUGACCCAGAUCGAUUUUUACCUGAGAAUUCGGCUAAACGACAUCCAUUUUCCUUCAUCCCUUUCUCUGCAGGACCAAGAAACUGCAUUGGUCAAAAGUUUGCAAUGAUGGAGGACAAGGUUAUCCUGAUCAACAUCCUUCGGAGGUUCUCUAUCAAAUCACUCCAGACUCUGGAAGAGGCCAAACCAGCCGGAAUGUUAAUCUUGCGACCAUCAGAGGGCACUAUACUUGUUAAUCUCAGUUUGAGGAAGUAGUUCAGGCGAAAACCAAUUAUAACAAAAUUAUUCAAAAUAUUUCAAAUAUCGAAAAAAAAAGAAGUUUGGUUACUUUCCGAGACAAUUUACUUCAAAUUUAAUUGCCACAAUAUUAAGUAAAAUGAAGUGGUGUGAUAUACUCCACUGUAUUUAUGUACAUGUUUCGAAUAGCCAGGACAUUUUAUUUUGUUUAACAUUUAAGUAAUUAUGUUUAUACUUCAAAUUGACUUUGAUAUGUUUCUCACAUAUUGAAGAAUCUGUUUACCUUUUAUGUAUAAAAACUGCAAUUAAAAAAACUCUAAAUCUGAACACUUUAUAUCACAGAACCGAGUAUUCUAGAUUAAUUACCCUUUUAUGGUAUAUUGAUGACAACAAAUUAUGUUCUUUAUUAUCACCUGCCAAACAAUCAUCUCUAAUGUCUGCGAUCGUCUUAACACGGAAAAUUUCCACUACGAUUCUGAUCAAGCACCGAUCCUGUAUUCCCCAUGCAAGAUAUGUUUUGGGAUCUGAGUUUAAACCAACUACCUAUACUAACAAAAAACAAUUAUGUAUUCCCCAUGCAAGAUAUGCUUUGUGAUCUGAGUUUAAACCAACUACCUAUACUAACAAAUUGAUACUUGCCCCCCCCCCUCCCCCCCCCCCCCCCAUGAAUGGAUCGAGUCUAACCAAGGGCAGCACCAGGAUAGGGGGAAAGACGAACUAAUGGUGAUGAUUUUUUUUUUCUCAGUUUAAUAACAGAGGUAAUUAUAGAGAUGCAAAUACUCUUUUUUUUUCUUGGAUUGUCAUAGGGGUGGUCGCCUCUUGCCCCCCCCCCCCCCCCGUAUCACACCCUGUGUCAAGCAAAUCCUACCCUAGACCAUGGAUUGUCGAUUACAACCAUGCCUAUAGACCUUUCCUAUACAUUUUAUUGGUGCAUUUAGAAGAUUUGAUUUAUCUCUGAAAAUUAUAGGUAUUGUGACAGUAAUGAAAUUGGCUACGUAUAACAUCUAUAUUCUCAAGUCUGUUGAAUUCGUCUACCUCUUUCCUUUUUUAGCACAUGAAAGUACUAUUAUCCAAAACAAUGAUGUUGAACCUGACUUCCAAUUCUUUACUGAAAGUUCAAAUGACUCUCGAUACUACAGUUCUGAGGAAUUCAAUGAAAUAUUUGGGAAUGUAGAUGUUCCGAGCAGUGGAAAAUUUUCCAGCGUUCACUUCAAUGCUAGAAGUCUUUUAAAUUCUUUUGAUGACAUUACAACCUGUCUUGACUCUUUGGACUUAACAUUUGAUAUAAUUCCCAUUUCCGAAACCUGGCUAAGAUUCGAAAGUCCCCUGGCAUAUAUGCCCAACUACACGUUCGUUUGUAACAAUAGGAAAUAUUCCAGAGGCGGUGGAGUUGGAAUGUAUGUCCACGAAUCUUUUAAUUUCUUAGAACGCAAUGACCUUAAUUUAAGCGAAGCAACAUGUGACUCUUUAUUUGUCGAACUGGAACAGUGCGCAGGGAAAAAUAUAAUUGUAGGAACCUUGUAUAGAGCCCCAUCUUUGGACAUUAAUAAAUUUAUCGAGGAGUUUGAUAGCCUUUUGAUUCGUCUUUCCAGGGAAAACAAACGGAUAUUUUUUUAUGGGUGAUCUAAAUAUAGAUAUUUUAAAGCAUAACUCUAGUUCUCAAAUUAAAAACUUUGUUAACUGUCUUUUUAGUAAUUUUAUUCUCCCUAUAAUUCAUCGGCCCACCAGAAUUACACAAACAAGUGCUACCCUUUUAGAUAAUGUUUUGACAAAUCAAUUUGAUUUACAUACCUUAGGUGGACUGUUAUACUCCGACGUGUCAGAUCACUUACCAAUAUUUCAUGUAACCGACAUGAAUGUUAUCAAAAUUAAAUCGAAGAUCACGCGGUACCUCGUAGGGCUUUACGACAGUAAAUAUUGCGAAAUUUAAAAAUGAAAUUGAAAAUUCAAAUUGGGGUGACAUUUUAGAUAUGCAAGAUGCGAAUCAAGCAUAUAUGAAAGAUUCAUAACCGAAUUCCGUGCAAUGUAUGAUAGCAGUUUCCCAUUGAAAAAACAUCUAGAAAGAAAAUUAAACUUAAAUGCUGGAUGACCGAUGGCUUGCUUCAAUCUAUUUGUUAUAAAAACAGUCUUUAUAAAAUAUAUAUCCAUAAACCAACAGUUCGAAAUGAAAUUAAAUACAAAGACUCUUAAAAACGUUAACUAUUUGAAACGACAGGCUAAAAAAUGUUAUUAUAAAUGUAAAUUUUAAGAAUAUAAAAAUAAUAUAAACCGUACGUGGCAAUUGAUCAA